AUGACAACUUGUCAGUCGACAGGGAAUACGAGGUCCGACAAAUGACGGCCGAACUUCGAAAUCAAACUUUAGGUUGGAAACGAGCAGGCAUGUUGAGCAACAGGCUCCUUCAAGAGUUGACUUUCUCCGGACCGGAAGAGAAAGAACUCGUCUCGCAAGAUAUGAAAUUGAGGGCUACACGGAGAAAAUUCGAGUUUGGCAUUCAAGCCCUUGCAAAAAUCUUGAACGUGUAUCCCUUCAUGUACGAAUGGAUUGGAAAAAUGCUCUGCAAACACUUUGGUAAAAACGUUGCCGUUAAAUUUUUGAACCGAGUGAGCCCAAUGGUUGCAGAUUGUCCAAGCCCCUCCGCUGCACCUCAUCAUCAUCGCCAUGGUCAUAAGAAGAGGGCCAAACCAUCACCACAACCACAGCCAACUCCCCCACCACCUCCUCCUCCUCCUCAAGAUAUUCCACCGUCCCGCAGCAAAGUUACGAUAAAUGAACCACUUUCGCCCACAUCGUCUGCAAAAUCCAUCAGAAAGGGGACAAAGUGGGAAAUUAGUGGAACGAUGACGCAACAAACUCGGUUAACAAUUAGUGCAGCCACCACUACCAGAAAAUCAGGUUCGACUCCAUUACGGUCAGCAUUAAGUGCUGGUCCCCAAAAAUCUAAAAUGAGGGGAACAAGAGCAACUAUUGGUCACACUACGACCAAACUAUUCACACCAGAUCCUCCUCCACCACCCCCACCACCACCAGUAUUUGAUGAAUUUGACGAACUUCCCAAGAGGACACAAUCUGAGGAAGCUAUCCUACGAAACGUCGCAAAGGCUGUUGAAGGGAAUAGAAGACAGUUUGUGGAGGAGAGACAGCAGAAUCAGAUAGCAAGAAAUAUGGGGGGUUUUGGAAUGAAAAGGUUAACUCCAACAGUAGCAGUGCCUGAGCCACAGAUUGAUCUAGGAACGCAGCCCCCUGUUGACCCUGAGGAGGAGGAAGAAGAAGAAGGCGAAUUAGGAUCCAAUUCGUCGACCCCAACCAAAGGAAGCUCUUCUGGGGACUUAAUGAUGGAGAAAUUGUAUGGGUCGUCAUUAUGGAUAGUAGACGCUGGACAAUUGCCGUUGCUCGGUGUGGACGAUCUAGAGACGGAGGGGGAAAUAGACGGUGAAAAUAACGCGCAGGAAGAUGGGCUCGAAAGUAUUGUGGAACAUCCUGAAGAGGAAUAUGAAGAAAGUAAGGAAGAGGCAGCAUGAGACAUUGCAUAAUUAAGUCGGCAGCUUAAUUAUCGUUAAUUUAAAGUCUUUGUGUGUGCAAUAAUUAGCGAAUAACUUAAAGAAGUGCAUGUAUAAUAACUUUAGGUUAGUUAGACUAAAAGCAUGUCAAUUAAUUCUAUCUACAUACAUACAUAUGUAUAUUACUAUAUUGAAACAUGCUGCAUAGUGUAAAGUGCAAUAAUUACCAAGAGCAUUAAAAGUGACCCAUCUUCCUGAGAAUAUGUAUAGUGCUGUGAUCGUGCUUGUCGUGUGUAUUAUGAAAAGUGUUAUUGUGACCUGAUUGUAAAAAUGUGAUGUGAUCGUGAA
Messenger RNA from Folsomia candida, 1556 nucleotides. RefSeq names its product serine/arginine repetitive matrix protein 1-like. NCBI's taxonomy places the organism in Eukaryota, Metazoa, Arthropoda, Collembola, Entomobryomorpha, Isotomidae. The transcript has 3 exons. The record is from RefSeq and is a predicted model, not a curated record. Bases 42 to 1229 code for a protein of 395 amino acids.